Molecule: messenger RNA, 4576 nt
Organism: Phanerochaete carnosa HHB-10118-sp
Lineage: Eukaryota; Fungi; Basidiomycota; Agaricomycetes; Polyporales; Phanerochaetaceae
Exons: 5
Coding region: 7-4398 (1463 amino acids)
Biological process (GO): transmembrane transport
Cellular component (GO): membrane
Molecular function (GO): ATP binding; ABC-type oligopeptide transporter activity; ATP hydrolysis activity
Source: RefSeq, a predicted model, not a curated record
AUCACCAUGGGCCGUCCCUCGACGGAGUACGACGUCGAGACCCCGACGAGUACACCAACGACAUCAACGACCAAGCUGCCUCUGCCAGCUGUACCAACACUCCACUCACAACCGAAACCGGCGACACCAUCCAUAAAACUCCUCUUCUCAUUUCUUACACGACAUGACUUGUACUUUCUUGUUUACCCUGCCAUUCUCGCGUCUAUGGCUUCCGGAGCCAUCGCCCCCUUCAUGACCCUGGUCAUCGGCAAUGUCUUCGACGCCUUCGCGAACUUCCCGCUAUCCAACGCCACGCAAAGCGACAAGAACACGCUAAGACACGACGUUGGUGUUACUGCCCUCGAGCUCCUCGGUCUUUCGGUCGGGGCGUUGGUGCUGAGCAGCCUUACCUCCAGCUUAUGGAUAUGGACCGGCGAGCGGAACCUGAUUGCAGUCAGGAAGCGCGUAUACAACGAUGUGACGCGGAAAGACCUUGUCUGGUUUGAUACACGGACUGGUAAAGAUGCAGACGACAAUCUCGGUGCGGGUGGCCUCAUGGCCAAGUUCACAAGAGAAACGGACGAAGUCCGGGCAGCGACGUCUCUAGCAUGUGGGAUGCUAAUACAGUAUCUCAUAACAACCCUCGUUUGCCUCGCCUUGGGCUUCUCGCGCUCAUGGGCCCUCACACUCGUCAUCCUAUCUGCCGUUCCCGUGCUCAUGGUCAUCCAAACAGUAUCACAGAACCUCGUGUCGCCACGUCUCAGCGGCGAGCGGGCUCAUACUGCGACCGCAGCGACCCUUGUCGAUCGCGCAGUCGCCGCUAUCGCCACCGUUAAGGCGUUCAACGCGCAGUCGCACGAGGAGCGGAACCUGUCCGUUGUCCUUGACAAGCUCCAGGCUUGCGCCAACGGAUGCCUCACCGUCUGGGGCUUCACUGCUACGCUCUCGCACUUCGCGAUGAUGGCCAUGUUCGUGCAGGGCUUCUGGUUCGGUGCCAAGCUCGUCCGCUCUGGUACGAUCAGCGCUGGAGACGUCAUGGCUGUGUUCUGGGCCUGCCUCAUCGCGACCAGCAACCUGCAGAUGUGUGUCCCGCAGCUCAUCAUCAUCGCAAAGGGCAAGUUCUCCAUGGCUUCCCUCAUUAAUCUGGCCCAGUCGAGCGUGGAGCCCACUGUUGGGCACUCGGCAUCAACGUUGUACACCCCUCUCAAGCCCGCGCGGCAUACGAGCACUCUGCGCAAGAUCAUUCCCGGUACAUACAAGGGUGGUCUCGAGCUCUGCGAUGUCACCUUCGCGUACCCGUCACGGCCGGACGUUCCCGUCUUACGCGACGUCAACAUCUUCAUUCCCGCGCAAGAGAUGACGUUCAUCGUUGGCGCGUCGGGCUCAGGCAAGAGCACUGUCGGGCAGCUCCUCCUCCGGAUGUACCACCUGCACUCCGAGCAAGGCAUGAUCAAGUUCGAUGACCACGACCUCGCAUACCUUGAUAUGAGCUGGUCCCGCGAGCAGAUCGCUGGCGUGUCGCAAACAUGUAUCCUCUUCGACAUGACGGUGCACGAGAAUGUCGCGAUGGGCUUGGCGAGCCCCGCAAGCAAGCGUCGCCCGGAGGAUGUCUCGCGCGAGGAAGUCGAGGCUGUGUGCCGAGCGGCGCUCAUGCACCAGUUUAUCAGCGAUCUUCCGAACGGCUACGACACCAAGCUCGGCAACGGUGGUGCCAACCUCUCUGGUGGCCAGAAGCAGCGACUUGCUAUCGCUCGGGCUCUACUUCGGGACCCUACCAUUCUCAUUCUCGACGAGGCGACCUCUGCGCUCGACCCGACUUCCCGCGUCCUGGUCUUCGAAGCUAUUAAGAAGUGGCGCGAGAACAAGACGACCAUCGUCAUCACACAUGACCUCUCCCAAAUCACCGCAGAGGAUUUCGUGUACGUGCUCAAGAACGGUGAAAUUGCCGAGCAGGGUUUCCGCUACGAUCUAGAAACCGCUCGCGACGAGUUCUCUCGCAUGCUCGCGGUUGGCUUUCAGGAGCGGACGGACGAGGACUUGGCCAAGGAGGAGGUUCGGCUCUCGGCCAUUCUCGAGCAGACAGAUGCUGAGCAGGAGGAGGAUCUUGAGGCUGCGGGUGUCACCGCCAAGGACUUGAAGCGCCAGAGCAUCUACCGGCCGCUGACGAUGAAUCACUGGAUGUUCGACGUCGUCGCUGAUCUCACGAAGCCGUCGGUAACCUCUCCAAACACAGCCGUUACCCCUACUCCAAACCGAACUACCCACCGCAUCAGCCGCUUUGUACCUCCCGAAGCUUUCAGCGAGGAGCCUGCGACCCCAGUCUCUCCCUUUUCUCUUCAUCGCCGGCAGUCUUUGCACAUCGACAUACCCUCCCUCGCCUCUCCACCGGCCGCACGCACCAUCAGCCGACGAUACAGCUUGCAGUUUACGCCAACAUCACCGACCUCUACCUCGUCGUUCUUCUCAUCUACCCUUGUUGAGGACGAGGACGAGGACGAGAAGAAACUGUUAGAGCACCGCAUUUUACACCCGUCUCGCAGCAUGUCCACCCUGAACGCCAAGGCACAGGUGCCAAAGCGCGAACGCAUCAAGUGGGAUCAGGGCAAGCUUAUCGAACUCACUGAUGUCAAGGUCGAGAAGGCUGGGGAGCUCGCCGAGGAGCCCGCCUCGUCCCAGCCCUCUUUCUGGCGCCUGAUGCUCGACGUCUGGCCGACGAUGCCCCUCAAGCCGCUCUUCGUCUUCGGCAUACUGGUCUGCCUCGUGAGUGGCGCAAUGACGCCUGCAUUCUCUUUCGUACUCUCGCGGCUGCAGUUCGAGGUGUCGACUGGCGCGACGGACGUCUCCGCCGUGAAUUUCUUCGGUGGCCUCUCGCUCGCGAUCGCUUUUGGCGACGGCCUACUCAUCGGGCUCAAGUAUUUCGUUAUGGAGUACACGGCAAUGGACUGGGUCAACAAAAUGCGCAAGACGUGCAUCAACCUCGUGCUCGCCCAGGACAAGAAGUGGUUCGACAAGAGCGAGAACAGCCCCGCGCGCCUCGUGCAGAUCCUCAUCAAGGACGGCGACGAUUCGAGGUCUCUCAUCGCGACGGUGUUUGCUCAGACGCUCGUUGUCACUGCCAUGCUCGGGGUCGGCCUCAUCUGGGCACUCGUGGAAGGGUGGCAGCUAACGCUCGUGGGCUUCGCGCUUGCGCCCGUCUUCGGUCUCACGAUGGCUGUUCAGACCAACCUUGUCGCGAAGUGUGAGUCUCGCAACAAGCGUGCUCGGGAGGAGGUAGCCAAAGGCUACUACGACGCGAUCUCUAACGUUCGCGGUAUUCGCGCCAUGGGCUUCGAGAGCGUCUUCCAAGAGAAGUUCGAGAAGUCUGCGGAUCAUGCCCUCGCAUCCGGUGUGCGAGGAGCCUUCGUCGAGGGCUGCACACAUGGUGUUGCAAGCUCUCUCAUAUACCUCUCUGAGGCUGUUCUGUUCUACGUUGGCGCAGUCUUGGUCGCCAACGGUACAUAUGAGUAUCUGCGCAUGGUUCAAGUCCUCAAUCUUGUCGUCUUCACUGUGACCAUUGGUUCCCAACUCAUGUCUUUCACACAACGCACCGCGAAGUCUGUGCAGGCUACACAGGACUUCAACCAACUCCUAAAACUCAACAAGCACACGGACGAGUCGCAAGGCGCUCUACGUCCCCCGGUCGCUGGCGACGUACUCUUCUCCAAUGUUUCCUUUGCAUACCCCGAACGCUCGGACGUUCCCGUCUUAAAAGAUAUCUCGUUGUCCCUCGCUGGUGGCGAGUGUGUUGCCAUUGUCGGCUCGUCCGGCUCUGGCAAGUCGACCAUCGCCGCCCUUCUCCAACGUCUCUACGAGCCUAGUUCCGGCUCCGUUACCAUUGGCCACCAUCCCAUCCACAACACCGACGUCCACUAUCUCCGAGACCACGUCGCGGUCGUGAGUCAGCAACCAAAUCUGUUCGACGCGACAAUCGCCGAGAACAUCGCGUACGGCACCCAAGGUCUCUCGAGGGAGCAGAUCGAAGCGGCAGCCCGCGCCGCCAACGUCCAUGACUUCAUCCUCUCGCUGCCAAAAGGCUACGAAACACUGGUCGGCGAGAACGCGGCGCUCAUCUCCGGUGGCCAGGCCCAGCGUCUUCAGAUCGCUCGCGCACUUGUCCGCCCGAGCAAGAUCCUCGUUCUCGACGAGUGCACGUCUGCACUGGACCCGGCGAACCAGGUGGCCGUGAUGGAGACUAUCCGGCGCGCUAAGGUUGGCCGCACGACCCUCAUGGUCACUCAUAAGCUGCAGGUCAUGCAAAUGUGUGAUCGCAUCCUCGUCAUCCACGAAGGUGCUCUCGCGGAGCAGGGCACCUAUCACGAACUCAUGGAGAAGCGUGGCAUCUUUGCUCAACUCGCACACGGUGGCGAGUGGAUGGAUUAACUACCCUGUAUUUGUUUCUAGCCGCACAACUAUCUACACGCUCAUUUCUAGUUAUUUGUAUUAUUUCGCAUACACACCGGAAGUACCAGUAUAGCCACUAACACCUUUCGUCUUCGUUGUCAUACAUUCGCAUCGAGUUGACAAUUUGUACCUGUAGCUCACCGACAUUGUAUUGUUU